ACUGUCAAUUUGCAUACAAUUUUUUUUAAGAUUAUGAAUUUUUAAGACUGUUGCCGGGGUAACUCUUGCAUGAUUUUAUACUUUUGACAAGUAGGAAAAUAAAGCACAAAAGGUUAGAAGGCGGGAUCGCCCAAGGUUUUCUUGAAAUAAGGUACCUAUUUUUUGGUUUCAUACAAAACAAAAACAGAUUUUAUUAUAUCCUGCCUCAAAUACGCAUUAUUUUGAAAAACACUACAUGACAACUUUUAUUUCUUACAUAAUUUGCCGUCGAAUAGCAUUUUUAAAAAUAGUUUAUCCAAAAAAAGCAUCACAUGUUGAUCCACUGUGCGACGUAUCGCGCCGUGCAAUAACAUUAAGACGUAAAGAGACUUCGUGCCUCUACUCUUUCCCAUAUUACAGCUUGGCAAAAAAGAGUAGAAAUGGAACUAAUUUUUUACACCACUUACUGUUUUCAUACAAAAGAUAGUUGGAAUAUGCAAGACGUUUUACAUAGACAGUGGCGCCCCUAUUAUUUUCUACUUUUUUUGCCCGACUGUAAUAUAGACGGUCAAGCAAAUAUUAUGAGAGCAAAAUUCAAAUUUUCUAUGGGACGAUAUUAAUGUAUGGGCACAUUAUUCAAAUUUGCCGCCAUUUUUUACUCUCAUGAUUUGCUUGACCGUCUGUAGUUACAUUAUCUAGGUUAUUAACAUGACAAGUAAGUGCCUUACUUGUUAUGGCUGAUGUAUUUAUUGGGUAAAAUAAAAAUCUGGUACUGGCAACAUUUUCAAGUUGUCAUCCAACAAACCAAAUGCUAACGGCCGAAUGUGAUGCUCGUGUGUUCUUUUUCUUUUCGCUCCUUUUUUGCGUCGUUGUCAUUGCAGUGAAAGUGUUUCAUUUGAAAAUUAACUUAGUGAUCGCGAUCGCAAGUAUACCUACUAAAAUAAUGGAAGAGGAUACAGAAAACAUAUUGGUAUCCUGGGAUGUGCCGUCAGAAGUCGUCGAGAACUUCAAAACAACAUCAAACCAGAAGAGUUCAAUUUGCUAGCUGCAAAAAUUGUUUCUCUUUUCCCAACUGAAAGUAUAUAUAUCUACUAUAUGAAAGCUGUGCCAACAUGCAAAUCUGCUUCAAGAAAAUAUGUGCCCGCUAAAGGCAAAUUAGUGGACAAGGUUCGAAAUCUCCUGUACAUAUCAGGAGCAAAGCGCAGGAGCAUUAAAUCCACUUGCUCUAAUAAGGAUUCGGAUACAGAUGUAGAGUCUGUGGAAAAUAAUCAAGAGACUGCCUCAAAUGACGACGCUAUUUGGCUGAAACAUAACAAUGAGCCAUGGGACCAAGUUUGUGAAAGGUGGAAUAACACCUUUGAAUUAAGACACAAACAAAAAUUUGAAACUGUACAUGAUUUUCUCGAAACCUGGGCCAUUUUAAAAGACGGCAAAGCAGAUACUCUGAUGAAAUAUACAUUACUUAAUAUACAGGGUGCAUUUUGACAGCGGGUCAGUGAGGGCAACUAUCAGAUCCCGUGGUGCUAUUGCUAUCUAAGGAGACUAUCCCUCGAUUUCAAAUUGAUGGAAA
Leguminivora glycinivorella is the source of this 1549-nucleotide messenger RNA. RefSeq lists its product as uncharacterized. The transcript has 4 exons. The coding region runs from base 1075 to 1464 and encodes 129 amino acids. NCBI's taxonomy places the organism in Eukaryota, Metazoa, Arthropoda, Insecta, Lepidoptera, Tortricidae. The record is from RefSeq and is a predicted model, not a curated record.